AUGUGCAUUGGUGGCAUCAUCACCUUCUGGGGGGCCACCAGCCUCAAAGCUGUGCUGCUCCAUAAUGGUAACAAGUACCCGUCUCUUCCCCUGGCUCACACUGUGCACCUCAAAGAGCAAUUCAACAGCAUCAAGACUUUGCUGGAUGCCUUGAAGUAUGAUGAGUACAGCUGGGAGGUCAUAGGCUUAAAAAUGGUGAAUCCUGAUGGGUCUCUAAGGCGGACCGAUGCACACUACCACAGGUGGGACUGGCCACAGCGGACUGAGUUGUGUGUGGGGAGGAACAGCAUCAUGUGGGAGCCACUGGUGGACCCCCGGAAGGACAUCUGUGUCCGCGCUGGCUUCUGUACUGAGAUGAAGAAGUCUGUUCCCAUGCUGAACCUGCAGGCUUUUAAGAGUCCCAUGGUGCGUGUCCGUGAUUCCCCAACGUGUACCAUCUGUGAGUUUGUGAUGAAACAGUUGGAGUCUAUGUUGGAGUCUAUGUUGGAGGAUCACACAACAGAGGAGGAGGUGAUCCAAGCUGUGGAGAAGGUGUGCACACUUCUGCCCUCCACUCUGAGUGGCCAGUGUAAGGACCUGAUUGAGACCUACGGCGAGGCCAUCAUUCAGCUGCUGGUGCAACAGGCAGACCCCAAGACUGUCUGCACAGUGUUGGCCCUCUGCAAUGGUGCCAGCCGUGCAUAUGUCCCUGCACUCGACCAGACUCAAUUUAAGGCUGGUAGCUACUGCAAGGUCUGCAAGAUGGUUGUUGGAUACAUCGAUGGCAUUCUGGAGAAGAAUGCUACAGAGGUGCAGAUUGAGGAGGCUGUGAGGAAAGUGUGCAGCUUCCUGCCUGACUCUUACCAGACCGAGUGUGACCAGCUGAUUGAACAGUACGAGCCAGUGCUUGUCCAGCUGCUGCUCCAGAUGCUCGACCCAGACUUUGUGUGCAUGAAAAUGGGUGCCUGCCCUGAAGCUCUGCGCAGGCUGCUGGGAACAGAGCAGUGCAGCUGGGGACCUGCAUUCUGGUGCAAGAACAUGGAGACAGCAACUCGGUGCAAUGUGAGUGGUUAAUUUUUCAACCCAAACGUGUCCCCAAUGUAAUUC
Messenger RNA from Micropterus salmoides (largemouth bass), 1086 nucleotides. RefSeq names its product prosaposin-like. The record is from RefSeq and is a predicted model, not a curated record. The transcript is spliced from 7 exons. Gene Ontology annotation, biological process: lipid metabolic process. Lineage: Eukaryota; Metazoa; Chordata; Actinopteri; Centrarchiformes; Centrarchidae. The coding region runs from base 1 to 1053 and encodes 350 amino acids.